Molecule: messenger RNA, 6259 nt
Organism: Micropterus dolomieu (smallmouth bass)
Lineage: Eukaryota; Metazoa; Chordata; Actinopteri; Centrarchiformes; Centrarchidae
Gene: tprn
Product: taperin
Exons: 4
Coding region: 471-3023 (850 amino acids)
Molecular function (GO): phosphatase binding
Source: RefSeq, a predicted model, not a curated record
AUGUAUAUUUAAUCACUCAAUAGAAAACCCAUCCACUGAUAGCUUUAAUUUUAGUAAACAAAAAAGGGAGGGGCGGGUUGAACGUGAACGCAACACUUUUGAUUGACAUGCCUUCCUUACCCAGUCAACAAUAGAAACGGGAGGGGUUUGCGUCAAUGUGCGGCAGUCUACACAGUAGGAGGGGGCGUGUCUGUAAACCAUAACGACCAAUCAAGAAGCGGAUGGGACCGCUGAAGCCGCUCGUGCUGCUGCGGAGGGGCGGGGCCGCGUUCAGGGGCUGUGUGGAGAGAGCAGAGGGAGAGGAGAGAGAGAGAAAAAAAGAGACGGUGAGGAUGUGUGUGAGUGUGCGGUGAUCGGUUCUGCAGGUACAGUCAGAGCCGGAUACAGGUUUUAGAGCCGCACCGGACCGCGGCAAAACCGCCUCGGAGCCUGCCUCUCACCUCUUCAUCCCCUCCGAACAGCCCUCCGCAAUGUCUGGCGGAGGAGAGGUGCGCGUCCUCCGCCAAGAGGCCGGGCAAGAGAGCCCGAGGAUGCCGGCCUGGAAGCGAGAGAUCCUGGAGAGGAGGAAAGCGAAGGGCGGCGGGUCUGGAGGAGGUGGUUCCGCGGAAACAAGCCCCGGCGGUGCGGGCCCGCAGCGGGUUAACGGCGAAUUGACGGGAAAUGUGAACGGCAGCGGCAGCAGCGGACCCACGAAUGACAGCGGAGCGAGCGGCGGGUCCGGGCGGAACUAUACCAUCAGCACAGCCAGCCAGCACUUCGCCAACAACAAAGAGCCACGACCGACGGCCGCGGAGAGGAAGGAGAGCCUGGUGCUCCAGGAAAGCCUCGGCCCGCUGGAGGAGAACCCGUUCAUCAAACUGGAGAAGGAGCGGCGGAGGCGACAGGACCGAGAAAACACCGCACGACCGGUCCAGCACAUCCUGGAGCUGUACGGCAGUGUGCCCGGUAUACGGACCAUCCGCGCGGAGAAUAUUAUCAUAAUUGAGUCGGAUCCGGAUUACUUUCCGGAAGCGGGAGGAGUACAGACCGGUUCCAAAUGGCAACAAAACGGUGUCAGUAGUUAUAGCUCUCUGAACGACCUCCUGGACCGGAGAGGGAGUGCUGUCACUGAGAUAAGAGCCAAGGAAGUGGUAAUUUAUGACACCACGUUAAGCAAGAGUGAGGAGAACUUGAGCACCCUGGGCCGCCCUGAUCAUGACAUCCUAUCAUAUGAGACAGGUGAGGGUCAAGGCAGGGUUAGCCGGAUGCUGCAGAAGUUUGACAGCAACUACGGGAAGCUGCAGAAGAAGUCUCACAGCACAGAGAACCUGCUGGACCUGGAUUGUAGUGCCAGUAGCAGGCCAAGACUCUGGUCCAAGCCACAGCCAGAUCUGGUGCCAAAGCCCAGGCCAGGCCCGUCCGUCAGCACCCUGGGCAGUAGCCAGCCAUCGUCACCUGUCUUCCAGAGUCCCUGGUCUUCCAAACCAAAGCCACAGCCUGCUGUCUCUGAGCAAGGCAGCCCCCAGCGCACCACCGGACCCCCUCAGUCUGUGUCUUCCUUCCGUCAGCGGUUUGAGGAGAGUGGAGGCUGUGGGACAGCUGUCACCCCCAGAGAGGAGCCAGACCGGGUGCAAUCCAAGCCCACCAGAGAGAGAGACUGGGAGGGCGUCGAGGUGCCACUCAAACCCAAGGUGCCAUGCUCUCCGGAGAUCCUGCGUGCCCGUGCCGAGUCCCCCUCAAGCCCCAUCUCAUCCAAGGUGUCGCGCUCCUCACCUGACUUUGAGAUCCGCCCCUCCACAAAGCCAGACCUCGCCCGAAUUCCUGAUGGGGACACCCAGGCACGGGCCCUCGCAAACUUGCGGCUGCAGUCCCGAAACUCCUUCACGGUGAUCCCCAAGCGGCAUCUCGCUGCCUCAUCUGCAGCAGGCAGCACAGUACUGUCCAGUCCCGUCAAGUCCUCUCCCUCCCAUAGAGUGGCAGAGGUUCCCCCGCCAGGAGUGCCAGCCUCCGAUGCCCCUGUACCCAGUCUGACACCCUCCAAGAGGAAUGAGGAGAGGGACGUCGAGAGGCUGGGGAGGACAUCCAAGCCUGAACCGUCACCUUCUGUUGCCACCAGUCCUGCUCUUCCUCCAACCCCAGAACCUGUGUCUCCAUCUCCUACUCUAACCGCAGGUCCCUCUUCUCCACCUGCUCUGUCUUCACCGCCCUCUUCUCCGGCUUUCCCAUCUUCACCUUCCUUCUCUCCGGCUCCCUCAGACUCGCCUGCCCCUUCUCCUGUCUCUUCAACCCCCUCCCCAGCUCCAGAACAACCUUCCGUGGAUCAUUUGCCUGUAACAAACAUAGAUGACAUUGAAGUCGAGCCCCCGCAGCGUGUCCCUGCUCCCAGCCCCAUGGCGCCGAGGAGAAAGGGGAACACCUUCACUGUGGUGCCUUCACGAAGGCGGGAGCCCGAGGCCCAGCCGAGCUCACCUGAGCCCCAGCAGGAAGCCUCAAGUGAGACUCCACCGGGGUCUACACCCCCACAGGCCCCAUACGCUCAGCUGGGCACCCUGCUGAAGAAACGCUACCCCGCUGUGGAGGAGAUCGAGGUCGUCGGCGGGUACCUUUCCCUUGCAAAGUCCUGCCUCUCCAAGACUGGCUCCACGGGCAAGAAGCUCACGAUCUCUUUCAAUGAGUCCAGUCUCAAGAGCACGUACGAGUAUCCGUCAGAGAGCAGCGUGUGGGACAGCGGGGAGGAGGACGAGGAGGCGAUACAAGGCGGGAAGGUGGCUGACGAACAGCCAAGCAUGGUGGGACGCAUUCACAUCCCUCGACCCAGUUUCACCGGCUCGGCCACGCACACGACCAACAGCAACGACCUUUCCAGCUACGUUCCCAAGCACUCGGUGGACUUCAGCGCCUGGCAGGAGCACAAACAUGAUGACGGCGUUUACCAGGAGGACACCACUUCCCAGCAGACACAGAUGACAGAGGAAGUCAUGCUCACACCGGCAGACAGCUCCUCCCUGUCUGACUACAGCAGCGAGCCCGCUCUCUACUUCUGAUCAGUCGGACCAAUCGGCCUGUACAGUAGCAUCACACCUGUGGGACCAGACUACAGCCAGAGCCCAGCGAGGUCUGCCACACCUGGGCCUGAACUGCCUCCAGCUCUACACUCCAGCUGUCUCUUCAAGCACAUCUUCCUCAUCAGACAGGAAACACAGUGGUUUUUGCUUUUGUUUUUUGCUGAUGUCCUGCCACGGUACCACUACACACCACGUUUCAGCUUUUUGCCAGGUGGCUGGAUUCCCACCUUCUUCCCAACCUGACGCAACAAAUCCAAAAAGCAGCUGGACUGUCUUUCCCCUACGGUCCUGCACAGUUGAUCUGUCAGCGUCCCGCCUUCCUCAUCCUCAGUAAAGAAAUGUCCGACAGAAUCAAAUCCAUUGUCGAACUCUAGAGAAACGUCCGUCUUCCUCUCCGGACCGUGGAGGAAGUUUGCCGGCUUCACGUCCGUCCUGUGAUUCGCUGCUUCCGAGUCUCCGUCUCAACUCCCAACAUGCGCUCCAGGUUUUGUUUUGGGAGAUGUUGACAAGCGAAGAAGCUGCAAAGCGAGUGACCAAAUUCCUUAAAAAGAACAGGAAGCCACCAGUGCCCAUGUGUAGGAAACGCCACGGUGACAGAGGUUCAGUGUUAGCAUGGAUGCAUCCGCUUGUGUAGAUCGCUGGCACACUCAUACACAAAAACAAAAAAAAAUGGUGAAAGGGUGCCACAAUUGUAGUUUAUUUUGUCUUUUUUGUUUUUGUACCUGCAUGUUUUAAUUUCAGCCAACAGCUUUGUUGGUUCUCCUUUACUGUAAAGCUUCUGUAUGCCUUUUAGCUUUCGUACGUUUUCCGGCGCACUCUGCUGUAUUGAAGCUGCUCUGCGAUUGGAAGAAGAGUCUUAACGGCAAGCAAACUUCAACACACUUCCCUUCUUUGUGGCAAGGGAGGGGGAAAUAUGCACCCCAGGGAAGAUUUCUGUCAAUCAGCAGCCACUCUUGAUUUCUGACUGAACGCUUGAAAAAGUGACCUUGGCCAAUAAUGUCUGUAUGUCCGUACUGCUGGUGACAAAGUCAUACUGUAGAAUGUUUCUGUAUAUCCUCUAUUAAGGUAUCUGUGUCACAUUUAUCAAAAGCUGUCAGACCUCCUGGCACCUUUUUUCUGGCUCCUCUCGUGUAUUUAUUCCUGCUUAAAGUUGAAGUUUGCAUGUCUGAGACCUGCUCAUGUACAAUAGACAUUUUUGUAAAGACAUAGUUGCUGGUGUGGAAGGAACCGGAUUGGUGCAAACAGCCCCACCGGACGUUUUUGUUGUUGUUGUUUUUUCCAGUCGGACCUCAUGCACUUUCACAUUCCACAAAGAAAGAAGCCAGUCCACUGAAGUAAUGAAGGCAACGAUGAGUAUGAUCAUUUGUGAUACGGCAUGUUUGUGAGCGCGAAUGCAAGAUUGUGUGUGUUUGAAAGAAUAUGUAAUGAUUUUUUUUAAUUAAGAUUGUUUUAUAUACAAGAAUGCAGCAAGUUUCGAGAUUAUUAUUUUUUAACUCAUAAUGCCAACGGAUUAAAGUGUUUCUGUAACGGCCUCCCGUUCAUUCUUUACGCACCCAGGAUCGACCCUUCGGCCAGUAUUGUUGUACAGUUUCCACCAUGUUUUCAUUAGGUACAAAGAUGUAUUUCUUACUUCUGUAAUUUUUUUUAUUUCUUCAAUCAGAUGCAAUUUGUUCAGUGCUCAAGGCUGGAUUUUGCUGUUAGUGUGUGAGACAUUUGUCUUUGUCUGAUGAGUUUAGGAAAGAUCCGUUUCGUCUGGAGUCUUGGAUGUUAAAUGUGUUUGUACUGUCAUGCAUUUAGCUUUGUUUUGCAUCUCAUGAGAAGGAACAGAGUACGCGACAAGAGGAAAUGUACACUUAAAAGAACAAGAAGUCCAGCUGAAGAGUUAUGUUUCAAAAAGCCACUAUCGACACCUGUUAUUAUACAACCACUGAUUGUAUGUCAGAUAUGUUAGAUGAAUAAGAACUGAGCCCCUGGUUGGCAGAAUACGUAUGUGACAUUACAGAUUAAUUUUGUUUUUUUAUUGGAAUCAAAAUGAAUGAAUAAUGUUUUGGAAUAGGACUCUUCAAUUGUACAUGAUGAAUGCACUGCCAAUGAAUGCCAUGUCCACUCCCCCCCCCCACACACAUUAGAAGUCUUAUGAUUGUCGGCCUUGUUGCUGUGACAAACUGUAGCCCACAUGUAAUUUCCACACUGGUCCAGGGCUUCAUCUUGGUCAAGGGGUUACCACUAAAAUCCUUCUUUUCAGUUAUUGGCCAGUUUAGUACAAAUCAAAUACACUGCAUUUAUGCUUACUUAUUAUUGCUAAUCCAUUGGUUUCUACUCAAUUUUAUAUGGUAUGAAAAUCAAGACUUAAUAUAUAGCUUGAAAGACAUCACAGUGAACAUCAGGUCCCAUUAUUGUUGCAUCAUAAGGCAGUAGGGCUGGGUAUAAUUUGAAAUAUCUGUUUCCAUACCAACAUUAUACCUUUUUUGAUACAUUUUUAUGGGAAAAUCUAAAUCUUAUAUUUGAAAUGGAUCUGCAUGUAAACUAAACUACAUCAUCAUACAUUACUAUGUAGGGUAACUAGAAUGUAACUAACACAUACUAAUAGACUUGAUGUUCACUGUGAUCGAUUACAAUACUCGAGCAAGUUUCAAGAUUCUAGUAAUAGAUUUUCAUACCAUGAGGAAAUUAAUGUGACCAAAACACAGAACUGUAGUGUAUGCAUUUGAAAACAGUCAAUGUGACUGAUACACUUGAUUUGUAAUUAAUGGGCUAAAACUGCUGCCUUUCAACGACCAAACGAUUACUGUUUGUGGGAAUCUUGAACGCUGUCUUUCUGUGAACUGCAGGCCCAAAAAGGUAGAGUGAACUGUGGGAAUCUCCGCUGAUCGUCUAAAAUGACACCAGCAAGACUUUUCUGAUGGCCAUUGCUGGGACAUGGAUACACACAACUUGACUUCUGAAGUGUACAUGCGGUCUCUCACCGCUGUCUUUUCCCUAUCUGUCUACUCCUGUUGCAAAGUUAGCAGUUUGUGUUCACAUUGUAGCGACUCUGGUAGAAUCUCCAUCUUGUUCCCCUCUUACUUUUCCCCUCGUCUGUAAAUCGACAUCACAGCAGAUGUUCUUACUGUAAAGUUAUUGUCAAUGAUUUGGGCAAAUAAUAAAAAAGCUAGGUGAUGUCAUAACUUGUACAAAUGAAAGCUCAAUAAAUAGAAGACUUGAACAAAUGUAAA